AUGAUACUGUGAGUGGGGAGUAGAAGAGUGCUGAUAGCGGCAGCGAGGGCAGCGAAGGGGUUACCGAAGUGCUGGGAUUCUUGCGGCUGUGCAGGGAUUUAACUACCACCAUGUCGAGCAAAAGGGCGAAGACCAAGACCACCAAGAAGCGCCCGCAGCGCGCAACAUCCAAUGUGUUUGCCAUGUUUGACCAGUCACAGAUUCAGGAAUUCAAAGAGGCCUUCAACAUGAUUGAUCAGAACAGAGAUGGUUUCAUUGACAAGGAAGAUUUGCAUGAUAUGCUUGCUUCCCUGGGGAAAAAUCCAACUGAUGAGUAUCUGGAUGCCAUGAUGAAUGAGGCUCCAGGGCCCAUAAAUUUCACCAUGUUUCUCACGAUGUUCGGUGAGAAGUUAAAUGGCACAGAUCCAGAAGAUGUCAUCAGAAAUGCUUUUGCUUGCUUUGAUGAAGAAGCAACUGGCACCAUCCAGGAAGACUACCUGAGAGAGCUGCUGACAACAAUGGGAGACCGGUUUACGGAUGAAGAGGUGGACGAGCUGUACAGAGAAGCGCCUAUCGACAAAAAGGGGAAUUUCAAUUACAUCGAGUUCACGCGCAUCCUUAAACAUGGAGCAAAAGACAAAGAUGAUUGAAAGAACUUCAAAUUCCAGCCAAACGUUCCUUGUUGCCACUUUGGGUAUUUCUGAGACGUUCUCUUAGAGUCUGUUGCAUGCCCUUAGCUUUGCAGCUUUUGUCUUUCUUGUAUUUAUUCUCAGCCAUUUUGGGCACAUGCAUCUCUAUAUUCAGACUGGAAAUGGGACUUUUUAUGAUUUUCAGAUAGAAAAUAGGGCAAUUUAACUUACCAGCCCCUCCCCCUCAAUAACUGCAGUCUACACAGAUUCAGUAUAUUUUUUCAGAGAAAGUUAUUCACUCAAUUUUUUCUGAACCAUUAUUAAACUUUAUGAUAAAAAAAAAA
This is a messenger RNA of Lynx canadensis (Canada lynx), 952 nucleotides long. Its product is annotated as myosin regulatory light polypeptide 9. Gene Ontology annotation, biological process: platelet aggregation. Gene Ontology annotation, molecular function: calcium ion binding. Gene Ontology annotation, cellular component: cytoplasm. Bases 111 to 629 code for a protein of 172 amino acids. The transcript has a single exon. The record is from RefSeq and is a predicted model, not a curated record. NCBI's taxonomy places the organism in Eukaryota, Metazoa, Chordata, Mammalia, Carnivora, Felidae.